GAAAUAUUCACCAUUCACCAUCAAGGUUGUUAUUUUUCCUAUUACCAACGUUCUCUGUGAUUGGUGGAUCUCCUCUCUGGUUUUUCUGCGAGAAGUGACGACGGGUCGUUCCCACAGAACUCUGGUCCUUUCUAUUGUCCAUCAACAGUUUCUUCAAGUUUCAGUACACGAUAGCUGCACAAACAGGUAAGAUGAGUGUGGUCGAGGGAGAGGUUUUUCAUGCGGAAUGCAUCCUCAACAAACGACCAAAACAGGGCAAGUUUGAAUAUCUGGUGAAGCGAAGAGGACUGCCAUCCAAGGAACAAGAGAAGGAAAUUAUUUUAUGCAAGUAUGGCAAAAGACCAAGGGGGCGGCCACGAAAAAUUGUGGAAUUGGUUUCAGCAACAACAGAAUCAAGCAGUGCCUUAUUAUCCCCCGAUGAUGAUAUCAGUCCCAAAAUGGUGAAGCCAGACUGUCACACAUGUGAGUCUCACCCUGUUCAGCAGAAGACAGCACAGACCGUGGUGGCUAGGGAGGAGGCAAUGAAGAGAAAACAUGGGAGGAAAGCACUGCCUCCAGAGCAGAGAGCUCCAAAGCUCUUAAAACCUCCUUCUAAAGCUUUGCCCAGGCAACCCAAACCAGCCAUCAAAAAGCCACUUCUUCCAGACUGCUUCACAGGCAUAAGCCUAAGCCCCAGGGACCUUGUUGGUGUGCCGAGUGGACAGUCUAGUGGCAGCAGUGGUCAGGGCCGAGGUGCUUCCCAGCCAUCAGCAGGAUCUCUAAAUGAGCGACAGACAACUAAGAAGAGCAAGGAGCUUCCAGUAGAGCUCAGGGAUAAAAUUGUAGAAAGACAUAUUUCAGGAGAAGGGUAUAAAAAAAUUUCGAAGUCACUGAGCAUCUCUUCCAGCACAGUCAGAUCGAUCAUUCUGAAGUGGAAGGUGCAUCGUACCACUGAGACACUGCCUAGAUCAGGCUGCCCCUCCAAACUGAGUAACCAGGCAAAGAGCAGACUGGUAAGGGAAGCCACUGCGAGACCAACGGUGACUUUGAAAGAGCUAAAGAGUUCAAUCGCUGAGAUGGGGGAAAAUGUGAGUGAGUCAACGAUAUCCCGCUCACUCCACAAAGCUGGCCUGUACUGCAAAGUGGCAAAAAGGAAAGUGCAAACCAAAGGAAGGUGUCCGAUGCAAAGCCAGCAGGGCGUGUCGCCCAGUCAAUACCGUCCAUACAGUGACGUGUUGUGGUGGGAACAUUAUGUUAAGGAGAUUCUUCUUAGCAACAAGAACAAGGAAGCUUCUCAUGAAUGAGGGGGAAACAGAUGGAGCAAAGUACAGGCAAAUAACUGAGGUACUAGCUACAUGACAACUAACAAAACUUUAAGGCUUUACUGGUAUUUUUAAAAUUGGUUUAUAUAAUGAACGUCUCUUCUAUGAUGCUUUAUGCUUCUAACUGAAGAAACUGAAAAAAUGCAUGCAAUGUUGUCUUUACCAUUGUGGUGAGAACAAGACUAUUUUAAAUUUUCAAACAAGUGAAUUGGGGGAAAAAAAAAAUGUGAUCAGCGCAGCAGUUGUAUGAUGGAGUGUGAAGUGUGGACAGAAGUGGGCAUUGUCAGGGUCUGAAUCAAAGAAUCAGAUUUUGUACGAUUCAAAGGUU
Messenger RNA from Anguilla rostrata (American eel), 1629 nucleotides. RefSeq names its product chromobox protein homolog 2-like. Gene Ontology annotation, cellular component: heterochromatin; PRC1 complex. Gene Ontology annotation, biological process: negative regulation of transcription by RNA polymerase II; DNA transposition; DNA integration. NCBI's taxonomy places the organism in Eukaryota, Metazoa, Chordata, Actinopteri, Anguilliformes, Anguillidae. The record is from RefSeq and is a predicted model, not a curated record. The transcript has 4 exons. Gene Ontology annotation, molecular function: DNA binding. Bases 192 to 1283 code for a protein of 363 amino acids.